GUCAGCUCCCGACACCGGCCUCCUGCUUCUGACUGCUCGUCCGUCUCAGCCGCUGCCAUGACCUUCGUUGCUCCUCCUGGUUAUCAGCCCGUCUACGGACCUAGGAUUCCUUACCUGGGGCCCAUCUAUGGAGGCCUGAGGGAGGGGACGUCCAUCUACCUGCAGGGCUCCAUCCCCGAGGACAUAACCAGAUUCUUUAUCAACCUGCUCUGCGGAGAGUCCGAGUCCAGCGACGUCGCCCUGCACUUCAACCCCCGCUUCGAUGGCUGGGACAAGGUGGUGUUCAACACCUGUCAGAAUGGAGGCUGGGAGUCGGAGGACAAGGUCCGCGACAUGCCCUUCAGCAAGGGAGAGAACUUUGAGAUGGUCAUCAUGAUCACGUCACAGGGCUACCAGUUCAAAAUCAACGGAAGAGACUUCCACAUGUUCGAGCACCGGAUUCCUCUGCAGAGAGUUCGCGCGAUGCAGAUCGGCGGAGACGUUUCCAUCCAGACCAUCAACGUCAUCGGGGGUGGAAAUGGAGGAGGAAUGGGAGGAGGCAUGGGAGGAGGAAUGGGAGGAGGAAUGGGAGGAGGCAUGGGAGGAGGCAUGGGAGGAGGAUAUCCAGGACCAGGCAUGGGGGUAAGUAUGUUUACCGCUCCACAGGGAGGAUAUCCAGGACCAGGCAUGGGGGGAGGAUACCCAGGAGACAUGGGUGGAGGCAUGGGAGGAGGCAUGGGUGGAGGCAUGGGAGGAGGAUAUCCAGGAGGCGACAUGGGGGGUGGCUAUCCAGGAGGCAUGGGAGGUGGAAUGGGGGGAGGAUACCCAGGAUCCAACCUGCCGAGUAUGGGGGGGCAGCCGGUCUACAACCCUCCUGUUCCCUACUCCAGCAUGAUCCAAGGAGGGAUGUUCCCUAAGAGGACCGUCAUCGUCAGAGGCAUGGUGCCCUAUGGGGGAGACAGAAUCUCCAUCAACUUUGUGGUGAGCAGAUCGCGGGACAUCGUUUUCCACAUGAACCCCAGAGUGAGGGAGGGGGUUGUGGUGAGGAACAGCAUGAUCGGAGGAAGCUGGGGUCAGGAGGACCGGGAGCUCUCCAUGAACCCCUUCCUGGAGGGGCAGUACUUCGAUAUGUCGAUUCGCUGUGGGAACCAGAGGUUCAAGGUGUUUGUGAACGGGCAGCACCUGUUUGACUUCUUCCACCGCUUCCAGUCCUUCAACGAGAUCGACAUGCUGGAGAUCGAGGGCGACGUGCAGAUCUCCUACAUCCACUUCUGAGACUCUCUAAAGUCUGACCCUUGUGUGUCUCAUGUUGUUCAAUAAUCCUGUUGUAUGAACACAAGUCUACACAAGACAA
Platichthys flesus (European flounder) is the source of this 1333-nucleotide messenger RNA. RefSeq names its product galectin-4-like. The record is from RefSeq and is a predicted model, not a curated record. The transcript has 15 exons. Lineage: Eukaryota; Metazoa; Chordata; Actinopteri; Pleuronectiformes; Pleuronectidae. Gene Ontology annotation, molecular function: carbohydrate binding. The coding region runs from base 58 to 1254 and encodes 398 amino acids.